Fusarium odoratissimum NRRL 54006 is the source of this 798-nucleotide messenger RNA. RefSeq lists its product as uncharacterized. Lineage: Eukaryota; Fungi; Ascomycota; Sordariomycetes; Hypocreales; Nectriaceae. The transcript is spliced from 2 exons. The record is from RefSeq and is a predicted model, not a curated record. The coding region runs from base 1 to 798 and encodes 265 amino acids.
AUGACUAACCACAUUUUAGUCCUCGACAUCAAGUCCCAGACGGCGCGCCAGUCUCUGUUCAAGACCCCGCGAUGGCCAUUCAGAAUAACGCCGCAAAUGACGCAAGACAGUCACCCAUCCUCAUGCGAAUACGCCGAGUCCCGGAACAAUUUGAAGAGAGAGAAACGCAAGACAGCCAUGAGGGAGACCAAGCAUUCCGGUUUUGGGGUGAGCGCCGCUCAGCCCAGCGACUCCUUAUCAUUUGUCCCGCAAGUUCCUUUGCCAACUUUGAAUUCAGGCACCGAGAUCCCGUCAAAUGGCUCUGUUGCCCCAGUCUCACAACCCCCUUCAACCGUUCCAUCCGAGAUUAACGCUAAGGCACUGGCCCGUCUGCUGCCUCAAACGUCUUGUGAACACCAGCAAUGCCAGGGCUUUUGGGAACUCGCUGGCGGAACCAGUUCUUUCGAAUCUCCAAUCAACGGUCCCUUCCAGAUGAAGUUGCCAGAUUUUGCCCCGAUGGGCAUCUGUGCCAACGUCUCUGACUGGUGGCGAAUCAAGUCAGACUUCCUCCCGCUCGGUUUGGCUCUUACGGUGGAGUUGAGCAUGAAAGAUGACAAGGACGCUGAUUUCGACCAACUGCUCAGGUUCUGGGGUUACAUGCGAAAAUGGCUCUCCAAGGUCUAUGAUGGAGAAUCUCGGACACUUUGCUAUCACCUGUUUGACUCGGUUGCCUCUGGUAACGGCAGCGUCAGGCCUGUCUCUGAGGGUCUUGAUCAUUUGUACAUGAAGCACCGCGAACUUUGCGGCAUUAGACACUAG